Alternaria arborescens is the source of this 3153-nucleotide messenger RNA. RefSeq lists its product as hypothetical. The coding region runs from base 1 to 3153 and encodes 1050 amino acids. The transcript is spliced from 3 exons. NCBI's taxonomy places the organism in Eukaryota, Fungi, Ascomycota, Dothideomycetes, Pleosporales, Pleosporaceae. The record is from RefSeq and is a predicted model, not a curated record.
AUGCAAGCAGUCCAAGCGUCCCCCGAGGGCGCGCAUCCUCCCAACAACGCCUCGCCGCCUCGCCAAAAGGGCUCGUCCCUGGCCUCGAUUGCCAUAUCGUCUUUUGCUGCUUUUCGCUCCCAGUCGUCCCAAGCUGUGCCUGUCGCCGUCCAGUCCCCGGUACGCAGGAAGCCCCUACCUGCAAACUCUCCCGUAGUUGGUCGCUUUGCUGCCGAUCGACAAUCUAGAGAACCGUCAAUCGCUACAGUCUACCCUGAUAAGCACUCUGGUCCCCCUACUCAAGGAGGACGCGCCCCCGACAAUAUCCUUUCGCCGCCGUUGAGUGACGAGGACCUCUUCCUGCCCCGGAACCUCGACGACAACCCCCAUGGAAGGACGCCUCUGACGGCAGCCGCGCCCCGCCGAUUCUCCCAGUCGUUUCGUGCAAGCUCUCUAUCGGUCGCAAAGCGAGGCUCCAACAAAGCUCUCCCCUCUGUCCCGUCUGCCGCGCGGCAUGAUCGAUCGGUCAGCGGCAUCACCCCCCAACGACAGAGUAAGACCGAGGCACUGAAAGCCUUCGGUAUCCGGGGAGCACACGCUCGAUCUCCUACUAUGCCGAAUAUGCCCUUGUACAACAACAAUAAUAAUAGCAACAACAACUCGCAACCGCCAGACCUUAAACUCGACCUCAACGGUGUUACCGAGGACUUCAUGGACGACUACAACUACGGUCCCGACGAGCCUUCACUCGCGAGACAAAACACAAAGCCCAAGUCGCCAAGCGGAGGUGGAUUCACUUCCUUCUUUGGCUGGAACUCGCGUCCUCAGAACGGGCCUGAGUCGCCGGCUACCGCUUUCUCAGAACAUUCGUCACCUGAAUCUCCACGCUACAAACAGCCCACAUCAAAAUCGAAACCAAACGGCUUGGACAUACCCGCUGCCAAUUCACUCGGCUCCUAUUUCAACGUUCCUGGAACCCCACUUCUAUCGUCCUCGCCCCAGAUGAAUGCUCACGUAGAGGAGCUCGAGCGCGAGUUGCGCGAGGUGAGCUCUGAACUUGCCGCUUCUAUCCAAAGAGAGAUGGAAUUAGAAGACGAGGUUGAACGCUGGAAGGCUGCGAGCGAGAGUGUCAUGCCCGACAACCGAAGGACUAGUGACUAUUACUCAGAUUCUGGUACGAGCUCGAUACGCUUUCCUAUCAGUGAUCCCGAAGCCAAGCUUGAAGAAGUGGAGAUGCAACGGAGAAAGGCAGAGCAGGAGCGAGCAUCACUAAAGGUGCGCAUGGCAGAGCGGUUACAGGAGGAGCUGCGACGCCGAAGAGAUUUGGAAGAGCAAGUACAGCAGCUCGAGGAUCAGGUCACCGACAAGUCGAGAGCGGGCUCAAUGGUGGAAACGCCCAAGGUCAAAGAGCUUUCCAUGUCACUCGAGGAUGCGAAGAGGCGCCUGGCCGAGGAAAGGCAGGUCAAAGAAAAUUUCGAGGAUCUCCUCACUGCGCUUCGCGAUGAGCUAGAGAAACAUCGCAACGAGGCUGACAAUUUGCGGGACGAAGUGGUACCGCAGCUCAGGGCGCGCCUCGAAGUGCUCGAAGGCGAUGCAGCCGAUACAGAAAAGCUUGUAUACGAGACUACGCGCAUGCAACAAGAGAUCCAACAGUUGCGAACUGAGAACGAGUCUCUAGUCAAGCAACGACUGCAGCAGCAACAGGCGCCACAACCCGCGCAAUUCCAGUCCAUUGCCGAAGAAGGAGACAUUGGCCCUUUGCCAAACCUGCGCGUCGGUCUGACACGUUCGAAUUCACUCGCACGCAGUGGCCUGAACUCGAAGAGGAGCUCGUUGUCACGGUCCAACUCGGUCAAGGACAGGUCAGGCGACAUAUCGCCGGUUGGUGCACCAACAGUUACCAACCCAAUGAAAGAACUAGAAGAGCAGCGAGACGCGCUCCACAAGGCACUCAAACUCCUGUUGAAUCGCCAAGAAUUACAACAAAAAGAAUUCCAGCGCCGCAUCAAAGAAGUAGAAGCCGAAAGAGACGCCGCCCUGAACCUCACCCCUCGCCGGACCGCAUUCCACAAGGAAGUCACCGGUCUCCGCCAAGAAGUCAACAAUCUACGUCGCCGCGCCGACGAAGCCCUCGAGCAAAAAUGGCAGUGCGAAAAGGGUCUUGGGGGUCUACGAAUGGACCUUGACCGCGCACAGCAAGAGACUGGUUCUCUUCGCGAAUUACUCCGCGAACACGACAUUUCAAUCCCGGAGAUAAGGAUAGAAAACGAACCUCUGGCUCUGGAUAAGGCAUACAACGAGCUACGAACUACGCAUGCUCUUUCACUCGCUCGCGUCAAGCAGCUCGAAUCCAGCGAUGCAGACUCACUCGGUGCUGCCGGUGCCGAAGCAGAACGCACACUGGAUUUACUCAAGCAGAGUAUCUCUGACGCAGAAGCCGAACGCGACUACGCACAGAACGAAGCAGAGCAAUACCGCAAACAAGCUCGUGCGCUUCAACAGUCCGAGAUUGAGCACUUGGGCAAGGAGCAAGAGCUUAGCAAAGAGCUGUUCGCGGCAGCUACCCGCAUGGAUGAGCUGUCUGAGAAGAUCCAGCAGCAGCUUACUGCUAACAGUGCGUUGAGGAGUCGUCUCACCGAUGCUAUCAUGCGCGGUGAGCAGGACCAGCGCAGGUCCACCGAGCAAAUUAUCCAGCUAGAGAAGCGUCUCAAGGCCGCCGAAGACAAAGUCAUGCUCGCUCAACAGUCUUCCGAAGAAGCCGUCGCUCGUCACGAAGACGAGGUCCAGGCUAUCAAAGAAAGCCACACAAACCAUCUUCGCCGUGUGAAAUCCGGUCUCCUUUCCCCAUCAGCGUUCUCGCCUAGGCUGCCAAGUAGUCCGGUCUUCUCGCAGAGAUCCCCGAGGCUGGAUGUCACUUCCAGUGGACCCGCUAUGAGUCUUGCUGAAGCCACAAAGACGGAGAGUCUAGAGAAGAGAGUUGAGGAGCUGGAGAAGGCGCUUAGGGAUGCGGAUCACGAGAUGGAGGAGGUCGUUGGUAGGAUGAACUUGGCGCAGAUGGAGGUUGCGGAUUUGCAGUUUGAGAGGGACGAGGCUAUGCGUCAGACACGCAAACUACAAGCUGAGAUUGUGGCUGAGCGCGAAAAGGUCAAGGCGUUGAUGGCCACAAGCGCAUGA